Messenger RNA from Branchiostoma floridae (Florida lancelet), 2192 nucleotides. Its product is annotated as nose resistant to fluoxetine protein 6-like. The record is from RefSeq and is a predicted model, not a curated record. Gene Ontology annotation, molecular function: acyltransferase activity, transferring groups other than amino-acyl groups. The transcript has 16 exons. NCBI's taxonomy places the organism in Eukaryota, Metazoa, Chordata, Leptocardii, Amphioxiformes, Branchiostomatidae. The coding region runs from base 1 to 2169 and encodes 722 amino acids.
AUGUGGAACCAAGGUGUACCGGACGCUACGGCACAGUUCAACGUGCUAGACUCUUUGUUUAGAUCACAUGGACUUCUUCAGAAGAAAAUUGCAGACGCCAUUCUCGGUUUUAGCACCGUGAACUGGACGGAUGUCUCCAUUCCCGCCCAACCUACCGGCAACAUCAGCCAGCAGUGUCAGAAAGAUGUUGCACAGUACGAAGCAGACUUGUUCCAAGGGAAGAAUUACGCUCUUCAAACUGCUCCCCUCUCCGUCCCUCUCUCUCUUACAGUGCUGGACUCAGGCGGAAAACCACCCAGUGGAAUCUUGAACGGGAACUUGUUUUGGCUGGGCAGCUACUCGCAAUGCGUGAACAUCACGAGGAAAGGCUUCAACAUCACCUUCGACGGGAAGUUCUACCUGGCCACGCUGGUACCUGUACCCCAAGCAAAGCAAUCUCAACAACUUACAGAAGGUGUGCCCAUCUUGCCCGGUUCGCCACUAAACUUAAUACUCGGCGUCUGUGUACCCAGCUCCUGCAGUCAACAUGACGUCAUUCAGAGACUAGAUGGGAGUAUCUACUGGCGUUUCCUUGUCCAACACGGAAUACUUCAGGUGACGUCAGCCUAUUCACAGGAAUCCCCACCUAUCCAGAGCGUCACCAUUGCUGCAAUCUGCAUCUGUGGUGUUAUUCUCUUCCUCCUCACAAGUGGCACCAUUUAUGACGUCAUCAUUCACCAACCAAGACUGUUGUUGGUCAAAGCUAAGAAGGAGAGUGAAGCACAAGACCAUGACAUUGCCAUGGACGUUUCCGCACCCGACGAGAAAACGCCGCUGGUGAACAAGACCCCACGUGACCUCACUUCAGCUCCAACAGAAGGUAUGACCGUCCGUAUCCUCCUGUGCUUCUCCCUCUACACCAACAUCGGGAAGCUGCUCAGCACCAAACAGGCGCCCGGCAGCAUCAGGUGUCUCCACGGCAUCCGCUUCAUCAGUAUGACCUGGGUCAUACUGGGGCACACCUACUAUUUUGGAACUUUCGGCCUGGCACUAAAAGCAGACAACUUGCUGGAAUCUUCUGAGAUCAUGCAAUCAUUUACGUUUCAAGCCAUCAGAAGUGCCACCGUUUCCGUAGACUCUUUCUUCUUUCUCAGUUCCAGUGGACUCCUGAUGUCAUAUCUUCUACUAAGGCAGAUUGGAAAGAGCAUAGAGAAAGGAGAAUCCAUUCCGUACGGGAUGUUGUAUUUCCACAGAUAUUGGAGGUUAACACCUACCUACCUGUUCGUCAUGAUGCUGUGGACGUGGGUACUUCCUUAUAUGUUCUCUGGUCCCUUCUGGCCGCCAGCUCCCAUUGAUCCAAACUGUGGACAAAACUGGUGGACGAACCUGUUGUAUAUAAACAACGUGGUGAACAAUGAUAAGAUGUGUAUGGGCUGGACCUGGUACUUGGCCAAUGAUAUGCAGUUCUUCGUCAUCGGAGUUCCUCUCGUCUAUGCAGUGUACAGAUGGAAGAAACUGGGGAUUGCCCUGUUGCUGACCCUCCUGUUGGUGAGCUUCGUCACCACAGCAAUCAUCUGUCUACAUUAUCAUUUUACCAUAGCGACUGGGGACCAAAUCCACUACUAUUUCGUGCCGUACUGUCGUAUCGGACCGUACCUGGUAGGGGUCGCUGUUGGCUGGCUGCUGACUAAGAUGAGAAGGAAAGAGACAAGAAACACGACGUUGAGCCUGUUGAUGCCCAUCGGUUGGCUCGUUGCUGCUGCCUCUGCCAUGGCAGUGCUGUACUCAACAUACGGUCAGUACAGCGGGACAACUUUCCAGACUGAGUCGGAGAACGUGCUGUACCUGACUGUCCAUCGUACCGUCUGGGCCAUGGCGGUUGGCUGGAUGGUUGUUGCAUGCUAUUAUGGAUACGGCGGUUAUUUGUUCACUGCAGGAGUGGUGCACAUCAUCCUCUCCUGGGACGCCUGGGUGCCCCUGAGCCGACUGACCUACUGCGCCUACCUUGUACAUAUCCUAGUCAUGUACGCAGUACACCUAACCCGGGAGGUCCCCAUUCACUACUCUACCUUCACUAUAAUCUAUUUCUUCUUGGGGCACUUGGCUGUGUCGUACGGUGUGGCGUUCCUGGUGUCUGUGGCAGUAGAAACACCAUUGUUGGGACUGGAGAAGAUCAUCUUCAAGAAAUAGCACAAGCAUCAUCAGUUUAAAGC